GAAAGGAAAAGGAAAUGGAACUCUUCCCUUCCCUGUCUGUCUGUCUUUCUCUCUUAAUUAUUCGCCAUCCUCUUUUCUCUCCAUCUCUCAAAGCGUUCGUUGCCCAUAAAUAGCAGUCCCCUCCGCCUGUUCGAUCACACGGAUCUCUCUCCCACCACCUUCCCCUUCCCAAGCGCCUUUCUCCUUCUGAGUCCGCCAUUGUUCCUUCUCUUGCUCCCAUUCUCGUUUCCCCGCCUCCAACCCCCACCUUCCCGUCCUAAGCAAAGGUAGCGAGAGCAGAAGGACGCCAGAAUGCAGAGGAUCAGCAGGAACAUCGUCCCUCUUGGCAGGCGAAUCUGUCGAUACCGGGACGCCGCGAGGUCCUUCUCCCAGGCCGCGCAGAGAGAACUGGACGACGCAAUCCCGAGGAUGCCAGACUUCGACUACACGCCCCUUCCCUACGACGGGCCCCCCGCCGAGGAGAUCCUCCGCCGCAGGAAGGAGUUCCUCAGCCCUUCCGUCUUCCACUUCUACAAGGACCCCUUGCAUCUUGUUGAAGGCAAGAUGCAGUAUUUGUUCGAUGCAAAUGGUCGCCGCUAUGUUGACGCUUUUGGGGGCAUUGCUACUGUAUCUUGUGGACAUUGUCAUCCGGAUGUUGUAGAAGCCAUUGUGAACCAAACGAGGCGUUUGCAGCACUCCACAGUUCUGUACCUUAAUAAUGCUGUCGCGGAGUUUGCUGAAGCAUUAGCAUCUAAGUUUCCUGGAAACCUAAAGGUUGUUUUCUUCACAAAUUCUGGAACGGAGGCGAAUGAACUUGCUAUGAUGAUUGCACGCCUGUAUACUGGUAAUCAUGAUAUUAUAUCACUUCGUAAUGCCUACCACGGAAAUGCAGCUGGAACAAUGUGCGCAACUGCCCAGUCUUGCUGGAAAUUCAAUGUUUCUGCACAAAGUGGUGUGCACCAUGCCUUGAACCCAGACCCAUACAGGGGCGUUUUUGGCUCAGAUGGAGACAAAUAUGCACAAGAUGUUCAAGAUAUUAUUGAUUAUGGAACUUGCGGGUGUGUUGCUGGAUUCAUUUCUGAAUCAAUACAGGGCGUAGGUGGUAUAAUUGAAUUGGCCCCGGGAUAUCUUCCUGCAGUAUAUGGCAUGGUCAAGAAAGCAGGCGGCCUCUGUAUAGCCGAUGAAGUACAGGCUGGUUUUGCCCGCACCGGUAGCCACUUCUGGGGAUUCGAAUCCCAUGGAGUUGUGCCGGAUAUCGUCACAAUGGCAAAGGGAAUUGGAAAUGGAAUUCCUCUUGGAGCAGUGAUUACCACUCCUGAAAUUGCUCAGGUAUUAACCCAAAGGAGCUACUUUAAUACCUUCGGAGGGAAUCCCGCAUGCACUGCUGGAGGCCUUGCUGUUCUGAGAGCAAUUGAGAAGGACAAGCUUCAAGAAAAUGCUCAUGUGGUCGGAUCUUACUUAAUUGAGCGCCUAAAGUCCCUCCAGGACAAGUAUGAAAUAAUCGGCGAUGUGAGGGGACGCGGGCUAAUGAUUGGUGUUGAACUUGUCACGGAUCGCCAAGCUAAAACUCCUGCAAAAGCUGAGACAUUGCAUAUUAUGGAUAAAAUGAAAGAUAUGGGUGUGCUAGUCGGGAAAGGAGGCUUCCACGGGAAUGUUUUCAGAAUCACUCCCCCUCUUUGCUUCACAAAGGAGGAUGCUGAUUUCGUUGUGGACGUCAUGGAUUACUCAAUGGCAAGGCUCUGAAUUCUUUGAAGCCAUCCACUUGUCUAUACAUCUAUUUGCCCAUCCUUCUACGAUCGCCUAUGUAUGAAUGUGUUUAUUUGAUCCUAUCAGACACUCCACUGCUUCUGCAAAAAGGAAAUAAGCUAAGCGCCCAUGAAAAAUGGAGGAGGUGAGACAGCAUCUCGUUGUCCCCCUUGUUCCCUACUCAUUGGGAACCUUGGUUGUGGCGGUGGGAGUUCAGGAGAGACAUCAGCUCGAUGUCUCUCUCUUCAAAAGCAGCCAGAUGUACCUCGAUGUGAAGCACCAUUGCAUUGAAUGCUUGUUAGUUUAUGAUGACUAUGGUUUUACGUGAUGAAAUUAUUUGGUUUCUGGUUA
Molecule: messenger RNA, 2076 nt
Organism: Nymphaea colorata (pocket water lily)
Lineage: Eukaryota; Viridiplantae; Streptophyta; Magnoliopsida; Nymphaeales; Nymphaeaceae
Product: alanine--glyoxylate aminotransferase 2 homolog 3, mitochondrial-like
Exons: 9
Coding region: 292-1722 (476 amino acids)
Cellular component (GO): mitochondrion
Molecular function (GO): transaminase activity; pyridoxal phosphate binding
Source: RefSeq, a predicted model, not a curated record